AUGAACAACAACAGCAACAAUAGUAAUAUAUUUUUGAAUAAUAGCAACAACAGCCAUAGUAACAAAAGCUUAUAUAAUCAAAAAUUCAUUCCUACGCAAUACAACGGUAAUACAAUGAACACCAACUCAAUGCUGAUGCAUCAUCAGCAACAGCAGCAGCAACAACAACAACAGCAGCAACAGCAACAAAACGGAGGUCGUGACGGUACGGGAAACCGUGGUGGAUCAGAUCGUUUAGAUGACCGUACCAACGGACGUGGUUCACAUACGGGCGGUAGGGGAUCAAGUUGUUCGCCCGCAUCGUCGCCUACACGCCAUCCCAGUGCGGUAAGUCCGGUCACUUCAUUAAAUCAUUCAAUGAUGCAACAAAUGCAACAACAACACCAUCAAAUAAGUCCUCCGCCGCAUGUAGGUGGUGUACCUACACCGAACGGCCUGCCAGCCGGUUUACCACCUCGCAUGCCCCACGGCCUGCCACCGCAUUCGUUGGGUUUGCUUAACUCAUUGCAAAUGAUGCAUCAUGCCUCGCCUUUGGAACUGAUGGCAGCUGCUCAUCAUCACGUACCGCCACGCACUUACAAUAGCCCGCCUCCAAUUUCCACCUCAGAUCCUAGUGCCAAUGAAUGUAAAUUGGUUGAAUAUCGGGGACAAAAAGUGGCCGCUUUUAUUAUAAGCGGGGAGACAAUGUUGUGUUUGCCUCAGGCUUUCGAAUUGUUUUUAAAACAUUUGGUUGGCGGCCUGCAUACGGUAUACACGAAACUGAAGCGUCUUGACAUUGUGCCGUUGGUUUGCAAUGUUGAACAAGUGCGUAUAUUACGCGGUCUAGGCGCCAUACAACCAGGAGUGAAUCGCUGUAAGCUUCUCUCGUGCAAAGACUUUGAUGUACUAUAUCGUGAUUGCACAACUGCCAGAUGUCUAUCGAUCAAGCCACCAGAAAGUAACUCUCUGCAAUUCCGCAGUUCCAGGCCGGGUAGACCGCCUAAACGUGGACCUGUGGGCCUCUCGCUACCACCAACGCAUCUAACGCAACAUCCUCAACUUAAAAAACAUCGCCUGGAUAACGGUGAUUAUGCCUACGAGAACGGUCACAUAACCGAUAUGAAUCGUUUAGAGAAAUCACCUUUGCUGGCGAACGGUUACAAUCCCCCGCCUAUUAAUCAUAUGGCCUUUAUGCAAAUUAAUCAUCAUCCCGGUUCGGCAUUAAUGUCACCGGGUAUGCCGCCGCAUGGCUUACAUGCACGUCCCGAUUCACAAAUGCUUAAGGCCGCCGCUCAAAGUGGUAUGUCAGCGGCAAAUAUGGAUGCUUUAGCAAGAUCCGGUAUUUGGGAAAAUUGUCGUGCGGCCUACGAGGAUAUAGUCAAACAUCUGGAAAGAUUGCGUGAGGAACGCACGGAUGAACGGCAACAACUGGGAGGUAGCGGUGUCGGCGGCGUUGGCGGCGAACAAAAGCCACGAGAUUUAAGCUCACGUAAUUGUUCUCCUAAUCGUCAAAGUCCUGUAUUGAAUUUAUCAAAGUCCGGCGGCAAUACAGAUCAAGGCAGUAAUUGUGAUGAACGUAGUGAACGUAGUGAUAUGCAUUCUCCAUCGCAUACAAUACGUGACGACAGUGUGGAGCGCAACAGUCGACGCAGUAUUGGCGGCGGCGGCGGCGGUGGUGGUGGUGGCAUGGGCAGCGGUCACGGCGGCAGUGGUAUUAUAGGUGUUGACGACGAUGAUGAUGAAAAUUUAAGUGAAGAUAACGUUUCCGAUGUCGAAGAUCGUUUAGGCAAAGAUGAAGAAGAUUUAAGUGAUAAUGAACGCGAUAAUCUUUCCUCAUCAUCAACACAACGUCUUAGUCUGCCGCACAAUAUGUCUCAUCAUGGCGCUGGGGUGAGCGGAGGCGGCGUUGAAUGUGUGGGUAGCGGUGGUUUAAAUGAUCGUGACUCUGCUUUACCCAGCUUAACGCAUGGUUCACCUUCGCAUAAUGCUGCUGUGGCGGCUUUACAACAUCAAAGGGCUUUGAAUUAUUCAACUUUAGCGGCGGCAGCUGCUGUAGCAAAUGGGGCCGCUGGUCCUAAUGGUCCCGUUGCGGUUCCAGUUAGUGGUGGCGGCGCUGUGCCUAUGACACCAAGCGAAGCUUUAUUAUCUGCCGGUGAUGCCUCUUCGGCAGCAGCUGCUUUAGCUGUCGGUACCAUAACCUUAGGUCCCUUAGCCAUGGAUCCGGGUGUACCCUCAUCAACUGAAACGCUCUUAAGAAAUAUACAAAGCUUACUUAAGGUAGCGGCGGAUAAUGCUAGGCAACAAGAGAGACAAAUAACCUAUGAAAAAGCUGAGUUAAAAAUGGAUGUAUUACGUGAACGUGAAGUCAAGGAUUCGCUAGAAAGACAAUUAGUAGAUGAACGAAAACUAAGAGUUUUAUAUCAGAAGCGUUAUCGGCGUGAACGUAAAUUGCGCAUACGUUUUCAACAGCAACUGGAGGGCGGUGGCAAAAGUAAAUCAUCUAAUGGCUCAACGACCAGUAGUUCGGGUAAUGGUAGCAGUAAUAAUAAUAAUAAUAAUAACAACAAUAGCAAUAAUGGCGGCGGCAAUGGUGGUGGUCCUUCAACGAAUCUUAAUUGUUCCACUAAUCUGGUCAACGAUGAGGUGCGUUCAUCGGGUUCCGAUUCAUUGCACAGUAAACACAGUGGCAGUGUUUCGGAUUUGGCACGCAAAUCCGAACAAGAUACUGAUUGUAAAGAAAGUGAAAAGUCUGAUAAAUCAUCAUCUACCAUAUCCUCCUCCCUAAAUACACAAGACGAUCAACAACAUAAUUACAAUAAUAAUAAUAAUAACAACAUCAACAACAACAAUAACAAUAACAACAACAACAACAAUAGCAACAAUAACAAUAACAACAAGAAUCACCAUCAACAACAAUUACACCAUCAGCAUCGUCAACAUUUACGUGAAAGUUCGGAAAGUCCGAAUUUCAAACGUGAACCGACGUCCGAUCAUGAGAGCGGUUCAAAUGGUGGCCGUCACAGUGCCGAUAAUAAUCUGCGUCAUCAUCACAUACAACAUCUUCAUCAUCACGGUCUCACCCAACACCAGCAACAACAAUCACAGCAACUUUCCGACCAGCACAACGAUCACGAACGGCGCUCUUUGGACGAUAGAGAUGAACGCAACGAACGACGUAACUCCAUCGAUCGGGAAUCUAAUCAUCCACCUACGUCUCAGGCUGAAAACAGCCUGGCAGUAGCUGCUGCAGCCGCUGCGGCUGCUGCCGCUAAUAGUAAAGGCCAGUGGAAUUAUCCGGGCAUUGAUUUAAUGGCCACUGGAGCAUUUUGGCAAAAUUAUUCCGAAUCUUUAGCUCAAGAAAUCGAACUGGAACGUAAAACGCGUAGCGCGAAUGCUGAACGCGAUGUCAAAAGUCCUUUGGCUGAGCAUCCGACAGCCUAUUAUAAGAACUCCGUACUUUUUGGUAGCGCGAAUUAAAAGCGCAUCCUUACAAAUACGAAUAAACUUGUGAUUUAAUAAUAAACGAUAUGUGGGGAGACAAACUGCGAAAAAUAUCAAAACGAAAAAGUAAUAAACAAAGUAAACAACAACUGGCUUAAGUGAAUAAAUGCAAUUAGGACGAUGGAGAAAUCAAUAUUAAGAGGAAGAAGAAGAAAGACGAAUAAAAGAUGAAAAAUUUUAGAAAAGAAAUAUGAAAUCGGAUCUCAAAGUGUAAUUGCUGAAAAGAAAGGCAGCUGUAGCAGUUGGGAAAAUUCAAGUAAAUUUCAGAAAAUCUUUUUCAAAACAAAAUAAAAAGAAGUAAGAAAGUUAUAUUCGGUACGGGCCGAAUCUCGCAUACCCACCACUACGCUUUUUGCAUUCUGCUCUCCAAGUUCUUUUAUUUGAUAGCCACAUCACUGGUAUUAUUCAGAAAAAAUUGAUCGCGGCGUCUGCCAUUUUCAUUUUAGAGGUGGAUAACAUAUUCGAUUUAAACAUUCUGUCCUGCCUUGUCUUGUUUGCCUAUAAUUUUUGUUAAGAAAAGCGGAGUUACGUUCAUUUUGCGCUCUACUGCGCGCUUUUGCUCUGACCAAUUCGGCCCAUUUUUAAAACCCACCUGCUCAAACCUGCUAUCAAACUUCGAGUCGAUAUCU
Messenger RNA from Glossina fuscipes, 4109 nucleotides. RefSeq lists its product as uncharacterized. The transcript has 11 exons. Bases 1 to 3456 code for a protein of 1151 amino acids. Lineage: Eukaryota; Metazoa; Arthropoda; Insecta; Diptera; Glossinidae. The record is from RefSeq and is a predicted model, not a curated record.